CCAUCAAAUUCGACAAAAAGCAAGCAGCAUCAUGCUCCCCAUCAUCCCCUCAGCUCCCUGACAUCGCUACUCUAUAUUCAGACUGCUCACAUCUCUCUCACUACUCGACAAUCACUAAAUGUCCGUUGUCACUCUUGACCAAGGCAGCUCACCCGGUCCGUUUGAAGGUCCAGAAAAGCUUCUGGAGGUAUGGUUCGCCCCUUCCCCAGAUGCCUUGCCUACAAGUCAUACAGCAUCAAAGCUGCGUAAGCGAGCAGACUCGACUCCAGACGGGACGGAAUGGAAGGGUUUACGUUGUGUUCCUCGAGAGGUGUGGGAGGAAAUGUUGAACAUUGUGAGGUGUAAGGUUCUCAGUGUGGUUGAAGGGAAAGAGAUUGAUGCGUAUCUUCUUAGUGAAUCAUCUUUAUUCGUCGCACCUCACUUACUCAUUCUUAAAACGUGCGGGACGACCCUCAACUUACUCGGUCUAUAUCGUAUCAUUCAUAUCGCCAGGGAGUAUUGUGGAUUCACCAAAGUCUGGCGAUGCUUCUACUCUCGGAAAUCAUUCUUCUUCCCAGAACGACAACAAGGACCUCAUAGAGAUUGGAGAGACGAAGUGACAUUCCUUGAUUCCGUCUUCGGCUCGGUCGGUUCAGCCUAUACUGUCGGUCCUAUGAACCGCGAUCAUUGGCUUCUAUACCUAACCUCUCCUAAUUCUCACCCAAUGCUACCCGGCGACGAAGCUCUUUCUUCCACUUAUAUCCCAUCACUACCUUCUCCCGGUCAAUACAUUCCUUCUUUGUAUCAAGAUACGACUUUGGAAAUCCUCAUGACUCAUCUUUCUCCCCAAGCCCGUUCACCUUUCUUCUCUUCUUCUUUCCCUUCCACCUCUUCUAACCCCUCUUCCACACCUUCUGGUCAGAUGGACGAUUCGGAAGAAGUAAACGGACAUGAACUCGGUAAAACCAUUUCGAAACAAUUAGGAAUCGAUCGGAUAUUCCCAGACGAAACCACACUAGAUUCAUUCGGUUUCACACCAUGUGGAUAUUCUGCAAAUGGAGUGAUAGGUUCCGGAUCACCUUUUCCUUCCACUUGCACCAAAAAGAAGAUUUCCGGAUCGUCUGAAAAAGAUCAACCAGGAGGUUAUUUCACAAUUCACGUGACUCCUGAAGAAGGUUGGUCAUACGCUUCUUUCGAAUGUAACGUUCCUCUUCCUUCUGACUCAUCUCCUUCUUCUUCUUCUCCUUCAACACCUAUCACACCAGUGAACAAAUCCGGAAACCAUAAUUCCACUCGACCGACUUUACCUCAACUCAUUCGAACAGUCGUAAACAUCUUUCAACCUUUUCGUCUCAGUAUAACCCUCUUCGUUUCCACUCCUACGUCUUUCGGACCGGGUUCAGAAGCUGAACAAAGAGCUUGGAACGCUUUUGGGUCUAAUCUAUUGGGAGAAACAUACGAAAGAAAAGAUAGGAUAGGAUAUGAGUUUGAUGGAUAUGAUUUGGUUUUUGCUUGUUUUGAAAGAAAAGGAUGGAAAGAGGUUAAAACUUCUAUUCAAUGAAUCGUUGCUCAAUCGCUCAACCGUUCACAUAUUUUUGUUCAUUUGAAGAAGUUUGAAUGAGGAAGGGAGGUCGAUCGGGAAGAAUUAUCCAUUGUAAAAGAGAUCUGUUUAGAUUUUCUUAAAAGUAGAUGACAUAGAUUUGUGCAUAGAAAAUGUAUCAUGAUAAAGUUC
This is a messenger RNA of Tremella mesenterica DSM 1558, 1711 nucleotides long. RefSeq lists its product as uncharacterized. Gene Ontology annotation, biological process: spermine biosynthetic process; spermidine biosynthetic process. The transcript is spliced from 4 exons. Gene Ontology annotation, molecular function: adenosylmethionine decarboxylase activity. NCBI's taxonomy places the organism in Eukaryota, Fungi, Basidiomycota, Tremellomycetes, Tremellales, Tremellaceae. Bases 119 to 1540 code for a protein of 473 amino acids. Gene Ontology annotation, cellular component: cytosol. The record is from RefSeq and is a predicted model, not a curated record.